Megalops cyprinoides (Indo-Pacific tarpon) is the source of this 2697-nucleotide messenger RNA. RefSeq names its product transketolase b (gene tktb). Gene Ontology annotation, molecular function: transketolase activity; thiamine pyrophosphate binding. NCBI's taxonomy places the organism in Eukaryota, Metazoa, Chordata, Actinopteri, Elopiformes, Megalopidae. The record is from RefSeq and is a predicted model, not a curated record. The coding region runs from base 185 to 2062 and encodes 625 amino acids. The transcript is spliced from 14 exons.
UUAAAAUCAGAGCGACAGCGACCCUGCAACGUUGCUUGCUGCACGUCUAGGAAGAGACGGGAAAGACGCACGGGCAACGCCAGGUGUUCGCACAGCACUGCACGUGGAGCUCCUGUGGCUGAAGGAUCUUAAAGGCUCUAUAUAAUCUUGAACGAGUGCUAAGCAUUUCAGGAUAAACUUGAAAAUGGCCAACUAUCACAAACCCGACGAGAAAACCCUGCAGGGCCUGAAGGAUGUUGCGAACAAGUUGAGGAUUCACUCCAUCAAGGCGACAUGCGCCUCGAACUCUGGACACCCAACAUCAUGCUGCAGUGCUGCGGAGAUCAUGUCUGUACUCUUCUUCCACACCAUGCGCUACAAAGCCAGUGACCCCCGAAACGCCUGCAAUGACCGCUUUGUCAUGUCUAAGGGUCACGCCGCCCCCAUCCUUUACGCUGCCUGGGCUGAGGCAGGCUAUGUUAAGGAGGCGGAGCUCCUGAACUUGCGUAAGAUCGACUGUGAGCUGGAAGGACACCCAACUCCUAAACUGGCGUUUGUGGAUGUGGCGACUGGCUCACUGGGACAGGGUCUGGGGGCUGCGUGUGGAAUGGCCUACACAGGAAAGCAUUUUGACAAGUCCAGCUACCGGGUGUACUGCUUGCUGGGGGAUGGCGAGUGCUCGGAGGGCUCCGUGUGGGAGGCCAUGGCCUUCGCCGCCUACUACCGCCUGGACAAUCUGGUGGCCAUCCUGGACGUGAACCGGCUGGGCCAGAGUGAGGCGGCGCCGCUGCAGCACGACAUGGAGACCUAUCGCAAGCGAUGCGAAGCCUUCGGCUGGAACACCUAUGUGGUAGAUGGCCAUGAUGUGGAGGAACUGUGCAAGGCUCUGUGGCAGGCCCAGCAGGUCCAGGGCAAGCCCACAGCCAUCGUAGCCAAGACCUUCAAGGGCAAGGGACUCUCGGGGAUUGAGAAUGAAGACAACUGGCACGGCAAGCCCAUCCCCAAGGACCGCGUGGAGGCCCUGCUGGCCGAGCUCCAGGCCCAGAUCCAGACCAACAAGCCGCUGUGCCCCGAGCAGCCUGUGGAUGACGCCGCAGCUGCAGACCUCUCCCCCAUCACCCUUCCCUCUCCACCAGAGUACAAUCUGGGUGAUAAGAUGGCAACCCGUCGUGCCUACGGCGUGGCCCUGGCCAGGCUCGGGCAGAGAAGCCAGCGGGUGGUGGCCCUCGACGGAGACACCAAGAAUUCCACCUUCUCAGACAUGUUCAAGAAGGCCCAUCCAGACCGCUACAUCGAGUGCUUCAUCGCUGAGCAGAACAUGGUGAGCGUUGCGAUUGGUUGUGCCACACGCGAUCGCACAGUGGCCUUUGCCAGCACCUUCGCCGCCUUCCUGUCCCGGGCGUAUGACCAUAUCCGCAUGGCAGCCAUCUCUCAGUCCAAUGUCAACCUGGUUGGCUCCCACUGCGGCGUCUCCAUAGGUGAGGACGGUCCCUCCCAGAUGGCCCUGGAGGACUUGGCUAUGUUCCGAGCAAUCCCCACCUGUACCGUCUUCUACCCCAGCGACGCCGUCUCCACAGAGAGGGCAGUGGAGCUGGCUGCCAACACCAAGGGGAUCUGCUUCAUCAGGACCAGUCGGCCAGACACAGCUGUGAUCUACUCUCCCCAGGAGAAGUUUGAAGUGGGACAGGCCAAGGUUGUGCGUCACUCAGGCAGUGACAAAGUAACAGUGAUCGGGGCUGGAGUGACUUUGCAUGAAGCUCUGAAGGCAGCAGAUCAGCUGGCUAUGGAAGGUGUGAACAUCCGAGUGAUUGACCCCUUCACCAUCAAGCCCCUGGAUGCAGCCACAAUUGUGUCCAAUGCCCGGGCCACAGGAGGGAGGGUGAUCACUGUGGAGGACCAUUACAAAGAGGGUGGCCUGGGUGAGGCGGUAUGCGCGGCGGUGGCGGAGGAGCCCGGCAUCGUGGUGCAUCGCCUGGCCGUCACCCGCGUGCCGCAGAGCGGGAAGCCCCAGGAGCUGCUGGACCUCUACGGCAUCAGCGCCAAGAGCAUCGCGGCAGCCGUCAGGGCCACCUUCGCCAACUGAGCGCCUGGCAAUCCCCCACCCCACCCCAACCCGACCGUCACCCCUGACCGCCCAGUCUCGGCACUAACUCUGUAGUCCCCUAGCACUUUCAGAUGCUAAUUUGUGUAUUAAAGCAGGAGAAUUUAUUCUCGUCAGGGGAGACCGCAGUAGAGGUAUGCUUAAUCCCUGUGUAGUUGUGUCCCUCCCAAACCCCAACCCCCUGUUUGCACUGAGUUUUGCGCUCCAUUCCAAGGUUUUGAAUUGUCUAACCUGUAACUCUCCUGUAUUGAUAACCUUCAGACAGGAUUCCAUUCCAUUUUGUGUAGUGUUCAUGAAGGUCAUUCAGGCUCACCAGCCAAAUUGAAUUCCUUUUAUUUUGUGAACCUUUAACAAUCCCAAAUUAAUGGGUCAUUCCAGUGAAGUCUGUGGCAGAGGGCUUGGUGUGGCACCUGAUUAAUCAGGAUGACUUACCAGGGUAAUGGGAAGGUUUUGAUUUUGUGCAGUUUAUUCCUCUGGAGUUAAGGUGAUUACUUCUACAUUCUUGAAAUUUGUCCAGCCAUUGUCUUGUAAACAGGUCUUAGGACUUUGAAUACAAGUAUGUGUUUCCUGUAUCCAUCAAAACUCCUUCAUUUCAGCCCCCCCCCCCCCCCCCCCCC